GUGGAAUUUUGCAUGCGUUCUACUGUUGCCAUAGAUCACUAUACUUUAAUUCUUGGAAAAUUCUGUUUUCGAACAUUCCGUUGAGCAUGUUUUCCUUCUUCUCGUUCCCCAUAGCGCGUGCUCUGCUAGCGUGACGUCACCAACAAGUUGCUGUUAUUUAACAGACUUGAAGCUCUCUGCUCUCCCCAAUCAGUCUUUUCCCAACUUUCUAGACGCAACCAACAUUUAUCAAAUUCAAAAAUGGUUUUAUCUGAACAUGCCGAUCCAGAGACCAUCGUGGAUACUCUUGCACGUCUGAACAUUCGCAAGAAAUCCCAUAUUCAUUCUCUCGCCUAUGCGUCCCGCUUUGCUACGCAAGAUAUCCCAAAAUACACUCUACCCGAGACUUCAUCAGAGGCCGUGGUAGCCUACCAGAUGAUCCACGACAUGCUGGAAUUUGAUGGCAGUCCUGCCAAAAACCUUGCAUCUUUCCUCAGCACCUGGAUGGAACCUGAGGCAGAGAAGCUGAUGGUAGAAAAUCUGGCCAAAAACUUGGCGGACCAGGAUGAAUACCCAGCGACCAUGAGAAUACAGGAUCGCUGCGUCUCAAUUCUCUCUCAUAUGUGGAAGAUUCCAAGUGGCCAAAAAGCUGUCGGCACUGCCACGGUAGGGUCUUCGGAAGCCGUGCAACUGGGUGGGUUGGCGAUGAAAUGGCGAUGGAGGGAUGCACGCAAGGCGGCUGGCAAGGAUGUCAGCAAGCCAAACAUUAUCUACGCUUCUAAUGCACAGGUGGCCUUGGAGAAGUUUGCACGAUACUUUGACGUUGAGGCGCGUGUGGUGCCUGUCUCAGAAAAGAGCAGAUUCUGUUUAGAUGUGGAGAAAGCAAUCAAAUUGGUCGAUGAGAAUACCAUAGGCAUCUACGUCAUUAUGGGCAGCACCUACACUGGCCACUACGAGAAUGUUGAGGCUAUGUCCAAAGCGUUAGAUGACCUUCAAAAGCGCACCGGUCUUGACAUUCCCAUUCAUGUCGACGCUGCCAGCGGUGGAUUCGUCGCACCAUUUGCAUCACCCAACCUCAAGUGGGCGUUUGAUCUCCCCCGCGUUGUCUCUAUCAACACGUCUGGACACAAGUACGGAUUAUGCUAUGCCGGCAUUGGGUGGAUCAUCUGGAGAAGUUCAGAGUAUCUCCCACAGGGGCUUGUGUUCCAGCUACACUAUCUUGGAGGAAGCGAGGCAACCUAUACCCUCAAUUUUAGUCGUCCUGCAUCAUCUAUGAUCGCCCAAUACUACAAUCUCAUCCGUCUCGGACGUAAAGGGUACACAGACAUUAUUACCAACUGUCUCACCAAUGCCCGCUUACUGUCCUGCGCGCUCGAAAAGACGGAAAUUUUUGAAGUCGUUUCCGACAUCCAUCGUCCUCGCGGGCAAUUCUAUAACUCACACGGAACGGCUAAGUGUAGUCCUCCAAGUGACUACACAAAAAAUUCCUCUUUUAAUGAUGGCCUGCCAGUGGUUGCAUUCACUUUCUCCCGAAAGUUCAAAGAAGAUCAUCCGGAUGUUGAACAACAAUUUGUCGUCAACUUGCUUCGCGCUCGUGGAUGGAUCGUACCCAGUUACCCUCUCCCACCUGACUGUGAAAACAUUGAAAUUCUUCGCGUGGUAGUGAGGGAGAGUAUGACCGAAGAGCUUGUUGAGCUGCUCGUGACUGACAUCCUCUGGGCCGUGAACGGUAUUCUAGAAGAAGGUCAACAUUUCCUUUCGAAGCACACGCAGCCGAGCUCUCACAAUCGAGCGGAAGCCUUCACAAGCGACAAAAAACCUGAUGGAAAACAUGUAUACUCGAGAGUUUGUUGAGCAAUGUAAUCCAAUACAUCUUGUGCAAUACAUCCUGUGCAUUUCUUGUACAUCAUGAUAUAGGUGAUUAGACUGGUCAAUCAC
Molecule: messenger RNA, 1917 nt
Organism: Spizellomyces punctatus DAOM BR117
Lineage: Eukaryota; Fungi; Chytridiomycota; Chytridiomycetes; Spizellomycetales; Spizellomycetaceae
Product: glutamate decarboxylase
Exons: 13
Coding region: 241-1833 (530 amino acids)
Biological process (GO): L-glutamate catabolic process
Cellular component (GO): cytosol
Molecular function (GO): pyridoxal phosphate binding; glutamate decarboxylase activity
Source: RefSeq, a predicted model, not a curated record